This is a messenger RNA of Scleropages formosus (Asian bonytongue), 3292 nucleotides long. RefSeq names its product tetraspanin 15 (gene tspan15). Gene Ontology annotation, cellular component: plasma membrane. The transcript has 8 exons. Lineage: Eukaryota; Metazoa; Chordata; Actinopteri; Osteoglossiformes; Osteoglossidae. The record is from RefSeq and is a predicted model, not a curated record. Bases 405 to 1295 code for a protein of 296 amino acids.
CGGACGGUGUGGCUGGAGCAGAUCUCCAUGUGGUCAGCAGACAGUCAGAGGGGUGGCGGUGCGCCUCCUUCAUCGGACCUUCUCCAGAUCUUCUUCGGCUCUUCUCAGGAUCUUCAGUGGAUCUUCUCCAGAUCUUAUUCAGAUCUUCUGCAGAUCUUCUGCAGACCUCCUCCAGAGCUCCAUGCCAUUGGCUCUGCGCUCCAGACAGGUGCGGCUGCGGGUGUCCAGGAACAGGAACAGGAAGGGAGGGCGGGAGAACGGGGCAGGUCUCAGGAGCGGAGGAGGCUGUCUGGGGUGGGUGCAGCUCUCUCUCUCUCGCUCUCUCUCUCUCUCUCUCUCUCUCUCUGUCGUUCCGCCGGGCGCCUGGACUCGAGGUCGGAGCCGGAGCAGCGCGUCCGUCGACAAUGGCUGCAGGAGACGUGCGAUACUGCGAGCGGAUCUCCUACCUCUUCCUCAAGAUCCUACUCAUCGUGUACGCCACCAUCUUCUGGAUGAUUGGCGGAUUCAUCCUGGCCAUCGGCAUAUAUGCAGAGGUGGAGCGUCAGCGCUAUAAGACUCUCGAGGGGGUCUUCCUGGCCCCUGCCAUCAUCCUCAUCGUCCUGGGGUUGGUCAUGUUCUUCGUCUCCUUCAUCGGCGUGCUGGCAUCCCUCAGAGACAACUUGUGUCUUCUGAAAGUGUUCCUCUACACCCUGACGGUGUGUCUGAUGCUUGAACUCUUCGGCGGGAUCCUGGCCCUGAUGUUCAGAAACAAGACAGUUGACCUCUUAAAUAAAAACAUCCGUAAAGGAAUGGUGAACUACUACGACGAUCUGGAUUUCAAGAACAUUAUGGACUUUGUUCAGAGAAAGUUCAAGUGCUGCGGAGGCCAGGAGUACAAGGACUGGGAAGUGAACAUGUAUCACAACUGCUCUGCUCCUGGACCAUUAGCGUGCGGAGUUCCUUACACCUGCUGCGUGAACGUUAAGUCAAACGAAGUUGUUAACACUCUGUGUGGAUUCGAGGUCCUCAAAAAGGAGCGUCUGGAGCUCAUGGACGUUGUGUACACGCGAGGCUGUACUGAUGCAGUCUUCAUCUGGCUUAUGGACAACUGUACGACCAUGGCUGUAAUCCUGCUCAGUAUUUUACUUCCACAGUUCUUUGGUGUGAUCGUCAGCUGGCUCUACAUCACCCGAGUGGAGGACGCCAUCGCCGAGUUUGGGAACUACCCGGAUAGUUUCCUCCUGGACGGCAACCGAACACUAAAACACCAGGGCAGGGUGGCCAGGUGCUGCAGGUGCCUGCCUGAGUUGGACUGAGUUGAGCGGCACCUGUUUCCACCUUUUUAAUCCAGGAGUUGUUUUUUCUCCUUGUCCACAGAAGGAGCUGGGGGAAGGGGCAUGGCUUCCUAGUGCUUGUAAUGUUUAUAAAAUGUAUGGGAAAAGGGAUGGUUAUCUGUAAUUUGUGCUGAAGAAAUAGAAGGUUUCCAGCAGUCGAUUACUGAUUGACAUAAUUUUCUUGUUUCUUUUUCAAUUCUUGUCUUUUGAUGGUUUUUGUUUGGUUUUGUCAGAGCUAGCUAAAAGCUCAUUAAUACAAGGGAAAAGCAAACGAACUUCUCAGCAGAUAUCAGGUGCGACCAGUGUGUGAGCUCCGUAAACAGGAAAUGACUUUUAUUGAACGCACGUGAUCUCAGUUGUGUAUCGGUGCAUCGAAAACCCCUUUUAAAAAGACUGUUUUUAGCGUAUGGGGUGUACGAGAAUGGAAAGAAUUUCGGCUGUUGCCUUCAAGAAGGUGCAUUUUGUAUGUUUGCAAUGUAUUUCAAAGAGAUGUGAGGUGCCAAAACUUUCCCGUUAAUCACGUGGCUCGUAAUUUAGACCGACUGGUGUCUGGAAAUGCGCCUUUACGAUGCUGGAAGUUAUUUUAAGGAACCAGACUGAUGGUGCCAUCUUUUCUCAGGUAGCGGCAGGUUGCUAUAAAACGGCCUGAGAUUUAUGAAUAUGAGUAAUGUGUUUACACACGCGUACACAGCUCUCUCACAGACAGAGCAAACCCCGCAGCGGGUAUUGCAGGAAAGAGCUUUAAAAAGCCUUAAUCUCACCUGUUUUUGGCACGGGCCACCAAAACACCACAGCCACGGUGCCAGGUGGCCAACUAUGCAAGUAGCCAUUCCAGUUUAGCCUUUAAGAGCUGAGGUUCUUCAGGAGCAAUUACAUCUUUACGCCUCGAAGAUCCUAGUUAAUGGACCUAGAGAAGCGUUUUGUUGUUUCCCUGCAUCUUCAAGAUUUUUUGGCUUUAUUUACGAUUACUGCUUAUGAAUGUAUAGUACUUCAUCGGUGCCUAUGGGUAUACUUCGUUGCCAAAGUAAAUGGCGAAGCUGCUCCGCUUCCUGGCUUACACCGCCGUUCUGUAGCUGAGUGACCCCGCAUUUGGUCUUGGAAUAUGGGUGGACUUUGGGUGACAGAUGACUGUUCAUUGCUUUCAGAGAUGCUCCACACAAUUCCAGAGCUGUGCUUCUUAUGCAUUUUCUAGAUAUUAAGACCUGAGCAAUUUUUUUUUGUACAAGAACCUGCUUCUCACAAGUGUGUUUUGGCACCUGUGGAAGAACCUGGAGCACAGUCAGUCCAGGGAUGAUGGACGUCCCCCUCAGGUGAAGACUUACUCUUUAUCAUGCUUUUUAUGAUUCUUCUUAUCAACUGCAAGCCACAGCUAGAGGGACAUUAAUAUCCUUUUAUCGGUCGAAACAACAGGUCUAUUUCCAGGCAACAGAAGCACUUGGUGACAAUCUUUUAAGAUUGAAGACCCUCUCUUGUGUCUCUUCAUACUUUUCAGAAAUAUAAACUUAAUAGGACAACAUCGAGAUUUUUGGAGCUAUGGUGGACUAACUACUGUGUUGUUUAAUUGUUUAGUUUCUGCCUAACUUGACAUAUGUCAUCCUCCAUUUCGAAAAGAUUUUUUUCCUAUUUGUAUGCUGUCAACUACUAUUUAUGACAUGUAAAGGCUUUGACAUGAAGGGCCAUGAAUAAAUAAAUGUUUACGGUGCCUUUUGAGAAGCUGCUGUUGUGGCUUUUUCCCGUUUCUCUUUCCAUCCUGAUGGUUCUUAAAAGAAGCCACGUAGAUCUUACUGUGACGCUGUUAAUAUUUUACCUCACUGGUGCCCAGCCCACCCUACAUCAGCACGGGGUAAUUAUAGGUUCCUUCAUCAGCAUUACCUCAUCUCUCGGUGUCUGGCUCCUGUCACUCUGUCAGCUCCACAGCGGCGUUCUUCACUUGUAUGUCAUCAACUCUUAUGCGCCACCGUUCAGCCUCCAACUGCUGC